GGAGGAGGGGGCGGGGAGGGAAGCGGAGGCAGGGAGGUCUAGGCCAGCCGGCGGUGGCGGCGGCGAGGCCAGCACUCGGGCCGAGGGCCUGCUGUGGCGGCAGCGGCGGACGCUGAGCUCUGCAGCGGGUUUCUCUGGAAACCCCCCUGGUAAGUGUGGAGGAGGAGGGACACUCUGACCCAAGACAAAAGGCCUGUAGCUCCAGCCAAAGAAAAUAAACCUUAGGAGGGAGAAGGAAAAAAAAAAAAACCGUCAGCUGUUCCUGAGAACAGCCUGCAGUGGAAUCUACAGAGAGGACGACUAAUGUGAGUGAGGAAGCAACUGUAUGGACGGUGCAGACAGUAGGUCACGUGGGCCCUCAGGGCCGGGACUGCGUUAGGAGCAGUCGCACUUUCUGAGGUGAGGUGUCGAGAAGGGAAAAGUGAAUGUGGUCUGGAGCGUGGCCUUGGCUCCGCGGGGUGUGCUUUCCUCUGAGGCCGUCAGGGAGCUCAGCGCCUUUGUUCUGCCAGGGUGGGGUACAGGGUUUGGCACUGAGGAGGGUAACUUACUGGCUGGAGCAGCAGAGCAGUGGCCUUGAUUUGCCUUUCAGAAGAUUUAAAAACCAAAAAGCAUAAACAUUCUGGUCCUUCAGCAAUGCUUUCUCUGAAGAAAUACUUAACGGAAGGACUCCUCCAGUUCACCAUUCUGCUGAGUUUGAUUGGGGUGCGGGUGGACGUGGAUACUUACCUGACCUCACAGCUCCCCCCGCUCCGGGAGAUCAUCCUGGGGCCCAGUUCUGCCUACACUCAGACCCAGUUCCACAACCUGAGGAAUACCUUGGAUGGCUAUGGUAUCCACCCCAAGAGCAUAGACCUGGACAAUUACUUCACUGCCCGGCGGCUCCUCAGUCAGGUGAGGGCCCUGGACAGGUUCCAGGUGCCGACCACUGAGGUAAACGCCUGGCUGGUCCACCGGGAUCCGGAGGGGUCUGUCUCUGGCAGCCAGCCCAGCUCAGCCCUCGCCCUCGAGAGUUCCAGUGGCCUCCAAGAUGUGACAGGCCCAGACAACGGGGUGCGAGAAAGCGAAACGGAGCAGGGAUUCAGUGAAGAUUUGGAGGAUUUGGGGGCUGUAGCCCCUCCAGUCAGUGGAGACUUAACCAAAGAGGACAUAGAUCUGAUUGACAUCCUUUGGCGACAGGAUAUUGACCUGGGGGCUGGGCGUGAGAUUUUUGACUAUAGUCAUCGCCAGAAGGAACAGGAUGUGGAUAAGGAACUACAAGAUGGAGCGGAGCAGGAGGACACCUGGCCAGGCGAGGGUGCAGAAGCUCUGGCGCGAAACCUGCUAGUGGAUGGAGAAACUGGGGAGAGCUUCCCUGCACAGGUGCCUGGUGGGGAGGACCAGAGGGCCCUGUCCUUGGAAGAGUGCCUUAGGCUGCUGGAGGCCACCUGCCCCUUUGGGGAGAAUGCUGAGUUUCCGGCAGACAUUUCCAGCAUAACAGAAGCCGUGCCUAGUGAGAGUGAGCCCCCAGGUCUUCAAAACAACCUCUUGUCUCCUCUCUUGACGGGGACAGAAUCACCCUUUGAUUUGGAACAGCAGUGGCAAGAUCUCAUGUCCAUCAUGGAAAUGCAGGCCAUGGAAGUGAACACAUCAACAAGUGAGAUCUUGUACAAUGCCCCUCCUGGAGACCCACUGAGCACCAACUACAGUCUUGCCCCCAACACUCCCAUCAAUCAGAAUGUCAGCCUGCAUCAGGCGUCCCUGGGGGGCUGCAGCCAGGACUUCUCACUCUUCAGCCCUGAGGUGGAGAGCCUGCCUGUGGCCGGCAGCUCCACGCUGCUCCCGCUGGCCCCCAGCAAUUCCACCAGCCUCAACUCCACCUUUGGUUCCACCAACCUGGCAGGGCUCUUCUUUCCGCCCCAGCUCAAUGGCACAGCCAAUGACACAGCAGGCCCUGAGCUGCCUGACCCGCUGGGGGGUCUGCUAGACGAAGCCAUGCUGGAUGAGAUCAGCCUGAUGGACCUGGCCAUUGAAGAAGGCUUCAACCCCGUGCAGGCCUCCCAGCUCGAAGAGGAAUUUGACUCUGACUCAGGCCUCUCCUUGGACUCCAGCCAUAGCCCUUCCUCCCUGAGCAGCCCUGAAGGCAGCUCUUCUUCCUCCUCCUCCUCCUCCUCCUCUUCCUCUUCCUCCUCCUCCUCUGCUUCUUCCUCAGCCUCUUCCUCCUUUUCUGAGGAAGGCGCCGUUGGCUAUAGCUCUGACUCUGAGACCCUGGAUCUGGAAGAGGCUGAGGGAGCUGUGGGCUACCAGCCUGAGUAUUCCAAGUUCUGCCGCAUGAGCUACCAGGAUCCGUCUCAGCUCUCCUGCCUGCCCUACUUGGAGCAUGUGGGCCACAACCACACGUACAACAUGGCGCCCAGUGCCCUCGACUCCGCUGACCUGCCACCACCCAGCACUGUCAAGAAAGGCAGCAAGGAGAAGCAGGCCGACUUCCUAGACAAGCAGAUGAGCCGGGAUGAGCAUCGAGCCCGAGCCAUGAAGAUCCCCUUCACCAAUGACAAAAUCAUCAACCUGCCUGUGGAGGAGUUCAAUGAGUUGUUAUCCAAAUACCAGCUGAGCGAGGCCCAGCUGAGCCUCAUCCGUGACAUCCGGCGCCGGGGCAAGAACAAGAUGGCGGCGCAGAACUGCCGCAAGCGCAAGCUGGACACCAUCCUGAACCUGGAGCGGGAUGUGGAGGACCUGCAGCGCGACAAAGCCCGACUGCUGCAGGAGAAGGUGGAGUUCCUCCGGUCCCUGCGGCAGAUGAAGCAGAAGGUCCAGAGCCUGUACCAGGAGGUGUUCGGGCGGCUGCGGGAUGAGAAUGGGCGACCCUACUCACCCAGUCAGUAUGCGCUCCAGUAUGCCGGGGAUGGCAGUGUCCUCCUCAUUCCCCGCACCUUGGCCGACCAGCAGGCCCGGCGGCAGGAGAGGAAGCCAAAGGACCGGAGGAAGUGAGCCUGGGGAGGAAGAGGGGUUGACGCUCACCAAGAUGGAAACUGGAGAAGGGCUGGGCCUGGACCUGGACCUACAGUGGGGACUUUCAUGCCUUCUUAUCCAAUAGAUCUUCUCAGAUGGGAUGACUGCGGGUCAGUGGACAGGAAGAGGCAGGCGCAGGCGCUGUCUGGCUCAGCUUCCCUCACUGCGGGAGGUGGAAGUGGCCAGACUGUUUGGGUGGACAGGGUCUUCACCCCUACUCCUUUUCUUCGAGGGAAGGGGUGCUGCUGGCAUUGCUAGAGGCCAAAAGAGGAAGGAAGGGACUUGUGAGAGGAGAGGAAAGUAGAAGAAAGUCUCAUUCCUGGAAGGAAGGAAGGACAGAAGGAAGGAAGGGAAAAACCCCAAAAAAAUCAAAGCGGGAAGAAAACCAAAGAGCAGGUUAAGGUUGGCUCUGGCCAGGAUUCCAGGCAGCAGGUUUUAGGUGGAAGUAGGUCAUUGGUGUGAAUAAACCCCACUUCACCCCAGGGAGGGGUGGUGCACUGACAGGGUGGGUUCAGGGAGGGGCUUUGUGAACUCUUUUCUGCUCCUGUGCUUUGGCAUCCCUGAAGGGGCGCUCUCGGAUAUCUCUGUAGUGUUUCAAUCCUAGGGGAGCCACUGGGACCCAACACUGACUUGGAGGGUUAGGGUCAAAGGGGAGAGGGAACAGAAAAGGAUCAUGAGGCCCGUGUUGCAGCAGCCCCAGCACCAAGCAUGUCACUCACUGCCCUGCCACUCCAUCUCCCUCUGCCCGGUCACCCCUGAGCUGAGGCUCCCCCAUCUCCAUCAGAGCCUGCAUGUGAAUGCUGUUCUCUUCCUGCCCGCGUGCCUGCCCUCACUGGCUGCCUGCAGCUCUUCUGCAGCUGGGGUGCUGCCAGUGCCCCCAGUGCUGGGCCUGCCACCUUCCUCUUGUGGGGGCUGCUCUGAGGCAGGGGGCUGAUGUGGAGAAGCCAGGCAGUAUUCAGCACAACUCUGGGGAGUGACCCUUCCCUCAGGCCUCCCCUCCUAACAACUGGGCUUGUCACUGGAGAAAACAAAAACCACAAAACCCGGCAACAAACAACAAAACUAGUCCUCUUAGAGUUUCUUGCGCUUUGAUUUUUUAGGGCUUGAGCCCUGUUUCACUUAUAGGGUCUAGAAUGCUUGUGUUGAGUAAAAAGGAGAUACCCCAAUAUUCAAAGCUGCUAAAUGUUCUCUUUGCCAUAAAGACUCCGUGUAACUGUGUGAAACACUUGGGACUUUUCUCCUCUUGUCCUGAGGUCUCCGUCUGCUUUCUUUUUUGGGUUUCUUUCUAGGAGAAUGAGAAGUGCAUGUAAUGGGGACUGAGAGCGCCCCCCUCCCCAGGCUCUAGGCCACAGGCAGCUUCUCCGCACCCCCAGCUUAGUAGGGGCUCCCGGAGGACUGCCUGGGGGAGGCAGAGAGGGGAGUGCCAAGGUGGCCAGAUGGUUCCAGGACCACAGUGUCUUUAUUUUUAACUGUUUGCCACUGCUGCCCCUACCCCUGCCCGGCUCUGGAGUACUCUCUGCCCCAGACUAGCAGGAGUGAGUUCAGGGGGGGGCGCUGAUUCUCCCCGCAGUGUUGGGGGGGGGGGGGGGGCAUACCUUCUAACUGAGCAGUAGGGAUAGAAGGCACGAGCCUGGGAACUGCUUUUAUAAAUUAUUUUCCUUGUAGAUUUUAUUUUUAAUUUAUCUCUGUGACCUGCUAGGGAGAGGAGAGAGAGAGAGAGAGAGAGAGAUGCUGUGAGCACAUGACAAAAUAAAAUAAAAUAAAAUGGAUGAUUCAUUCUGAAGUGCAAUUUUU
Equus quagga is the source of this 4782-nucleotide messenger RNA. It is a transcript of the gene NFE2L1, whose product is annotated as NFE2 like bZIP transcription factor 1. Bases 634 to 2967 code for a protein of 777 amino acids. The record is from RefSeq and is a predicted model, not a curated record. Gene Ontology annotation, cellular component: nucleus. The transcript has 6 exons. Gene Ontology annotation, molecular function: RNA polymerase II cis-regulatory region sequence-specific DNA binding; DNA-binding transcription factor activity, RNA polymerase II-specific. Gene Ontology annotation, biological process: regulation of transcription by RNA polymerase II. Lineage: Eukaryota; Metazoa; Chordata; Mammalia; Perissodactyla; Equidae.